Molecule: messenger RNA, 8807 nt
Organism: Dipodomys spectabilis (banner-tailed kangaroo rat)
Lineage: Eukaryota; Metazoa; Chordata; Mammalia; Rodentia; Heteromyidae
Gene: Fam120c
Product: family with sequence similarity 120C
Exons: 16
Coding region: 934-4221 (1095 amino acids)
Cellular component (GO): nucleus
Source: RefSeq, a predicted model, not a curated record
UUGCGUUGGCAGUGAUCUCCCUGACCAAAGAGACCUGCAGAGCAAAGGCUAUACAAUUUCAUUUUGUCUCUGCAUUGUCUUGGGCAAACCUAAGUUUUACCAUUUCUAACUGAGCUACUACUCUUCAAAGAAUUUCAGGAGCCAGACGUGGGUUAGUAUAGAAAUGGUAGUGGUUAUUUUUAUGCUUCAUGCUUUUUUUUCUUCUUCAUUGCAAGCUAUGCAGAUUAUUUGAUCUAUGGAAGGGAAAUUUCUCCUUCCCAGAGAAGUUUAGCUUACUUUAGCCAAAUGCAAUCACUUCGCUCUAUUUCCUUUCCCAUAAAGCAUCGCUCCUUCCUCCAACACCUCGUUUUCCUAGGAAUAGCAGUAAAGUGCCUGAGGCAAAACAGUGGUCUGCAAAGAGUUGCCUGAAAAUUCUAAACAUACAUCUUCGUCCCCCACCUCUUGUAACCCGGUAAGCCUCAAGGGUGGUGUUCUCAUUCGCUGGCUGUAUCACGAGGCCACACACGAGAUGACUACAACUCCCAGGAUGCCGAUCGGUCCCGCCCCGCCCCCCUUUUCCAGCUGGAAAGCGUUUAUCAUAGAGAAGACGAGGCAACAUGGCUCCCGGAGGUGGAAGGAAGAAGCUUCACCACCUUUGAAAUGGUGACGAGCAGUGGAAGAGGACAAAAAAGAGAGACGUGACGACAGCCUUGACAGCGCUUUUGUCCUCCCAGCCUCUCCAGGGUCUGGUCAGCCUCACCCCUCCUCUCCAUCCUUAUCCAAUCUGUGGUCUCUUUCCCUCCGCUUCCCAGUCCCCGCAUCCCUCCCGUCGGGAAUCCUGUCCCCGCCCCCCUCGCCCCCCACGGAGUGCGCACGCGCUCGCCCCCAGCUUCGCGCCCAGAUCUUCGCCAGCUUGCUUGCGCAGCCGCUGUCUCAUCUGCCCACUGACCAAGCAUGGGCGUCCAGGGCUUCCAAGAGUUCCUGGAGAAGCGCUGUCCGGGGGCCGUGGUGCCCGUGGAUCUUCUCAAACUCGCGCGCACCGUUUCACGCCAGCAACAGCAGCAGCACCUGCACCGCCAGCUGCCGCCGACGGCAGCCUUAGCGCCCGGGGCUGCGCGCGCCACCCGGGGCUCCGGUCCUCUUCCGCCGCCGUUCCCGCCUGCUGCCUUGGGUGCCUACGCCGGGGGCGCGGGGCCCGCUCGGCACCAUCACCCUGCUCACCACUUCCAUCACCACGGCCAGGCGCAGCCCGGGCUGCCCCCGCCGCUGCCCCCGCCGCCCCCUCCGCUGCCUGGGGCCCGGGUGCUAGUAGACGCGGGCUCAGCGCUGCCGCGGCUCUAUGGCGGCUACCAGACGGAUUGGGUGUGUGGCGGCCAAUGGAACGCCAUGCUGGGCUACUUGUCAGCGCUGUGCCAGGCUUGUGCCUAUCCCGGCGGCGACGGCCUGGAGCUGGUGGUUAUGUUCCCGGGGGGCCUGGGCAAGGACCGAUUGGCCGAGUGGGGCCGUCGGUGCCAGGCCGAGCGGCAGACAGCGCAACUGAUCGUGGGACACGUGGGCAACAAGGGCACCCCUCCACCGCGGGCCUGGUUCCUGCCACCUGCCUGCCUGAGCCACUGCGUGAGGCUAGCACUCAUCCGCUUCCGGGUCAAGGUCUUUCAGAGCCUUGAAGACCACCAUUUGGAAGUGGUGGCUUUUUUUCGGGACAAUGGCUUUCAUGGCCUUCUUGCUCAUGACUCCGAGUAUGCUCUCUACAAUAUUCCCUUUUACUACAGUUCUCAUGCUUUGAAGCUGAGCUGGAAUGGAAAGAACCUCACUACCAACCAGUUCCUGAUGCAAGAGGUAGCCAAGCAGCUGGGUCUGAAGCGGAUGAAUUUCCCCAUUUUUGCAGCACUGCUAGGUAACCACAUUCUCCCAGAUGAGGACUUGGCUGCCUUUCACUGGAGCUUGUUGGGACCAGAACAUCCUCUUGCAUCACUGAAGGUCCGAGCUCAUCAGCUGGUUCUCCCACCCUGUGAUGUGGUAAUCAAGGCUGUUUCUGAGUAUGUUAGUUCCAUCAAAGACCCCUCAAACUUGGAUGUUGUUGGGAAGGAUGUUUUCAAGCAAUCUCAGUCCAGGACAGAAGAUAAAAUAGAACGAUUCAAAAAAGCAGUUGAAUACUAUUCAGUCACAACGAAACUCUCUUCGCUACCAGUGGGUCCCUCCUUUCUAGGCUUUCGAAAUAAUCGGAUUGGAAAUCCUCCUCUUCCACGAAAUCAAGUAGGCACCAUUUCUGCUGGAAAGCCAAUGUUUUCUCACCAAAUGCCCCAGAAAACGAAAUAUCCACCACCGUUCCCAAUGGGACCCAACUCAUCCCUCCUCUUCUCCUCCCCCCACCCUCUGGGAGAAUCCAGUGCUUUUUCUGAGGAUCCCAUGCUACAGGACAACCCCUUUGCCAGUUGGGCUGUCUCUUAUGACAAUUCUGCAUCCCAGUUUCCCAAUUACUUGACUUCCAAAACAUCACAUCAUUUGGGACCAGACUCCUCUCAUUCCUCUUCCUCUGAUGGGGAUGAGCCAAAUGGAACCAAUUCUGAUCAUAUCACAGAAGCACUUCAACAGCAACCUGGAUGGGAAGAUGCCAGUGGCGACCGAGGGUCUUGGGUACAACCUGCUAAUGCAGGAGUAUCAGAAGCCAGCCUGGGGGAUGAAGAACCUCACAUCCCAUCUCUGUUAUCUAUGUCUACAAGGAGUCACAUGGACAUCACCAUUCCACCCUUACCUCCAGUAGCUCCAGAAGUUUUACGAGUUGCUGAACACAGACACCGGAGAGGUCUUAUGUAUCCAUAUAUCUACCAUGUUCUCACUAAGGGUGAGAUUAAGAUCCCUGUAUGUAUUGAGGAUGAAUGUAAUAUGGAGCUUCCUCCAGCUGCUCUCCUAUUCCGGUCUGCUCGGCAGUAUGUGUAUGGAGUCCUUUUUAGUCUGGCAGAGACACAGCGAAAAUUGGAACGCCUGGCCAUACGUCGGCGGCUACCUGUGGAAGUUCCUUCGGUGAUUCUUAAGGAAUGGUCUGCUUAUAAAGGGAAGUCACCUCAAACCCCUGAGCUGGUAUCUGCACUGACAUUUCGAGAAUGGACUUGCCCAAACCUCAAGAAGCUCUGGCUAGGCAAAGCAGUUGAGGACAAGAACCGUAGGAUGCGGGCUUUCCUGGCCUGUAUGAAGUCAGAUACCCCCAGUAUGCUUAAUCCAGCGAAUGUCCCCACCCAUCUGCUGCUCAUGUGCUGUGUACUCCGGUACAUGGUUCAGUGGCCUGGUGGCCGAAUCCUGCAUCGCCAUGAGCUAGACACCUUUCUUGCACAAGCAGUAUCUACCCAACUUUAUGAACCAGAUCAACUUCAAGAACUCAAGAUUGAGAAACUAGAUGCCCGAGGAAUCCAGCUUGCUGCCCUCUUCAUGAGUGGGGUUGACACAGCUCUAUUUGCUAAUGAUGCCUGUGGCCAGCCAGUCCCUUGGGAACAUUGUUGCCCCUGGAUUUACUUUGAUGGCAAGCUGUUCCAGAGCAAGCUCAUUAAAGCAGGUCGAGAACGAGUAUCCCUGGUUGAACUCUGUGAUGGCCAGGCUGACCUGGCAACCAAAGUAGAAAAGAUGAGACAGAGUAUCCUUGAAGGAGUCAACAUGAAUCAUCCACCACCUUCUGCUCUUCUUCCAUCACCUACUUUUGUACCUCCCAUGGUACCAUCUCUCUACCCGGUUUCACUUUAUUCCCGAGCCAUGGGCUCAAUGCCACCUCCUCCUCAAGCAAGGAGCAGGGGGUUUGCAGGUCUCCAUCCAAUCCCUCCUCAAGGAGGAAAACUAGAGAUUGCUGGGAUGGUGGUGGGCCAGUGGGCUGGCAGCAGAUCCUCCAGAGGUCGAGGAUCCUUUGGCAUGCAGGUGGUUUCUGUUGGUGGGCCUGGAAAGGGGCAUGGAAAAGAACCAAGUGGUAGAGGGCCCAAAGGACACAAAAAAGGAAGUAAACAAGGCUCUACAGAUGGAAUUUCUAAAUCUCUAGAGCUUCAUCAAGGUCGAUCCCACUCCCAGAUAAAUGGAAACAAUGGCACAUUGAUUAAGGAAGAGAAAAAUGAUCGUCUUCCAGCUCCUUCACAGUGUGCCUUAUCCAGAGACAGCAAUGUAUGUGAUAAUGGUAACCGCUGCUUCCCUGUGAAGAAUGGAGAGAAGAACCACUUACAAGAGCAAAAGCUAGAAACGGUAGCACAUGGGAAAGAGGACUAGAGGACUAACAAGCUGAACAUAGACUUACCAGUUAGGAAGAGGGGAAAACUGUACUUUUCUGAUUGGAGGCCCAAGUUAGAGGAGGCUAUAAAUGCUCACCCUUGAUUUGUCCAGGAUUUUCAUGGGAUGUCCUAUUGUAUACACAUUUUCCCCUUCCAUAUUUUUUUCUCUGGGGCUCCAGACUUCGAAAGCUGGGAAAAUUCUGUUUAAAGAUGAAUAGCAACAAGACUAGCUCUAAUUCUUAAAUUGAAUCUAUCGCACCAGUAUUCACUUUAUCUCCACUGGGAGUCUAGUAAGGCAGUAACUGUCAGAAAGAAAGCAAGGGUUAACACAUAAAGUCCUAUGGUAAAAUUCCAGCUUUGUUUUUCUAAGUGUUUAACAUUAUAGUCAUUUACACACUUGUGUGAUAAAUAUGGGAUUGAGGGGACAACUGUCUAUGGCUUCCUGAUUUUUUUUUCUUUAUGAGGUGAUGGGGAGGCCUUGAUAUAAGAUCUGUAUCCACCUCCUCUUCAUUCUUUUUUUCUAACUCAUCUACUCCAGGAUUUUGUAUGCCACCUCUAGCUCUGGCCUGACAAUCAGAUAGGUAGAUGUUUUCAGGGCAGUGAGUAGUAUUGGUUAUUUUAUUUUGUGUUUUAUUUUAUACUUUUUUAAAAAAACAAAAAAACAAACUACCAAUGGCCUUUGUACUGGGAGAUUCAAGUGAGUCAGAAAAGUACUGGGCAGAUUUUUCCUGCCUCUCAACCAGUGCAUUGUUUGUAAAAUAGAAGAUAUGGUGCAGUUCACCCACUCUCUGCUGCCCACACCCUGAAAGGGUAAGAAUCAAUGUUAUGAAACUGAGUACAAAAGGGACUCAAAAGACUCAGUGUGUAUGUGUGUGUUAUGUGUGUAUGGGUGUGUGUAUGGGUGUGUGUAUAUAUAUCUAUAUAUAUAUAUAUGAGAAUGUGUGUAUCUGUACGCAUACACAUACCCUUUAUAUAAAGAGACAGAUCUAUUUAUCUAUACAUAUUUUAUAUAUAUAUAUAAAUGUGUGUGUAUAUGUAUAUGUAUACACAUGCAUACCUACAUGGUGAUUUCCCAGAGGAUUUACUGAAUUUCCCAGAAAUGCUUCCACUGCUAUGGAGUGGUGGGUUUAAAAGAUCACACUUUAAAUCUGAAAUCCUUACUAAGUCACUGCCCAUCACAAUUAUAAGAAGAUGGGCUACUCUAAAUCAGACACAAGUACUUUCCAGAGAUUGUCUGUUCAGAACAAUAAACACUUGGGUUGUUACAAGCUUCACUUUGAACAGAGCCCUCACAUCCCAUAUACUGAAAAAGGGAGGUUGAAAUGUGAUUGGGAAGAGUUUGGCAUUUCUUUAUGAAGGUUUGGAAAGGAAACGGGGAUGGGAGGUGAUUUCUAUUAGAAAGGCCUUUCAGCCAAUUUUGGAAGAAAUUUCUUGUGGAACUCCAGGAUCAAAUUGGAUCAGGUGAGAAUUGGUUGACAUGAGUCCCUGGAGGGAGAGCUAGCAUUGGAAAGAUGGGGUAGGGAAGUGUGAGGAAAUUUGACAAGUUGAUUUUACAUCCUAGAUUGUUUCAUUUGUUCAUUGACAUUUUGACUACCGGAUCUUUUCAUUUGCUUUGCAAGGAAGACUUCAGAGGACACUAACCUCGGCCUUGAAAAAUACUCUGUAAAAGAUUCUCGGCUCUGUGUGGCCAAGAUCUGUCCAGGAUAAAGAGGCUAUUCCUCCUUGCUGGAAAUAAUCUUGAAACAACCUUGCAUUUCCAGUUUCCCUCCUUGGGAAGCCCUAGUAUGAGGGAUGGAAACAUGGCUGCAACAGAUAAGCAUUAUAUCUUCAUUCAGGAAUUGAGGCUUUCAGCCUCACAUACUUUCUUUUGGGCUUUAUGAUAUUAUUGCCCAAGAAGUACCAUUUCUACAGGAAUACAACUGACUAGACUUCUAGCAGGGUUCUCUUUUUGAAAAAGAAAAUAACCCAUGCACCUUAACCCACAGCAGAUCCUUGGUGAUUUUUUUUCCCAGACAACCAGAAGGCUGUUUGCUAACUGCUCACUUACAAUGACUGUAUCUCAAGAAACUGAAAACUGUCCGGCUAUUUAAUUCUAGUCUGGCCCAGUUUAAAUGAACCCAGUAUUUGCAGGGGAAGGAGCCCUAGAAUGCCUUGCCACCUGCCCAAAUACUUCUUACAUAAACCUAAGAAGGAUGACAAAAGUAUACACUUAGCCAUAUGUAAGCAGGAAAAAGUAUAUGACAACUUUCUCUUUCGAAUGAGCUCCCAAUUUGAUCCCUCUUGGACCUUCCUAACUUUUCACAACAUCUUAAAGGUUAGGACUUUUAGACUCAGCAAGGGAGGGGACUCAGUAAAUUGAGAUGGCUUGGAAUUUUCUUUAUGUGCCACAGAGAGAUGAACCUUUGGAACUCUAAAAGUAACCAGAAUCACUAAACUGUGAGAGAAUGGUUAUACACAUAUGGAUAUAUAUUGAAUAGAAAGUAUUUGGAGUUAAAUGUAAGGUCUCUUUUCAGUUGCUGUUUCCAUGCAUCUUGAAUGUAUCUGACAUAGUCGGGUGCCAGUAUUGUUAACUCACAGCAUUAAGAUUCUUAGUUUGUAGGCAUUCACUGUGAGAAGUAAAACUGCUUCUUUCACAGGGAUGAUUCCAGUUUACCAAAAGGCUUGCUUGUCUCCCUUCCACACACCUUGACUUUUACCUUAGCUUGACCUAGGGUGAAAUAAGUGGUUCACCUCCAACUCUGAUUUUUUUAUUUGUAUUCAGCAUUUGGGGUUUAAAAGAUUGAAAGAAAGAACUAUGAAGGGCCAUAUUCCCAAAUUUAAAUUCAUAUACCAAAACACAUGAAUAAAAGCCACAAAGCUAAGGCUGAUUACUGGAAAACAAACUUUUUUCUAAGCAGAGGACAAAUUGGGGAAGAGAAGGUCUAACUGAUGUUUGCUGUGCCACUUGGAGAGACUCUCAUCCUUUAUCUGAGGUUCCAUUUCUGACUGGGAUGUGGCCACUUUCAAACAAAAUCAUGUUGGAAACCCCAUAAAUGACCCCUUCACUUUGUAUGGCCACAAGCUAAAAAAGACACUGGUUGUGUAUGGCCACUGAUCCCCAAGGGGUUGCAGAUCUUAAUUUCUGCUAGCAUGUCUUGGGGUCAUUCUGGACAGUCUGGUCUGGACCAGACCUGACAGACUUCUGCUCAUCUGUAUCAUUUUCAUUCUGACCCAGUAGAAUUUUGAAUAAACUAAAGCCCAAAAACUGGUACUUAUUUUGGUUAGGGACAUUUGAUUUGUCUCCAUCUUGAUUUUCUGACAUUGUUGGCCAAGUCACAUUACUAUUUUUUAAUCAGAGCAAAACAGCCAGACAAGGCAUUAGGGUGGGUGGUUAAGGUGGGUGGUGGGGGCAGGAAUGCUUAGGUAGGGUAGAAAGAAUAUGGGAGUAGCUUUUUGGUUAUGAUGAGCCAGUCCUUUGGAAUCUUAGAAGGCUCCUGUGGGCAUACCAGUGCCACCAUUUCAGCCUCUAAGACCCCCCCCCCCCCUACACACACACAUACUCCUUUGAAAGGACAAUACAAGUAGACCACAGUUAAGUAGUUAGUGUAAUUCUACUAAGGUUUAAUCAUACUUGUUCACUUCCGGGUGCAUAUUUCCUAAAUAUGCUUGGGGUUGGGUGGGGGGUAAGUUUUCACUAUUCCAUUGUAUUUGCCCUAUAUUUUCCCCUCCCAUGACUUUGGCAUCUUAUUUGACUUGCUCUUUCCCCUUCGCUUAUUGCAGUAGUCUGCUGGUGCAGGUAGACAGCGGCUCAGUGCACCUAUUUCCCUAUUACUGCUGGUUACCUUCAAUAUUGUCCAAGACUAUUUUGGUGUUCAAAAACAACUGUCUUUUUUAAAAAACAAAAUCAUCUUCACCAAGUUAAAAACAAAACAAAACAUCCCCUGUGCUAGGGUGCCCAUUUCAGCUUUUGCCAUUGCCCCUGUACUUUUUAUAAAUGCUGUUUUCAUCUGUGUUGGUAGUAACUAAUGGCUAGUGAAUUUCAUGUAAAUGAAGCAAACUGAAUAUUUCAGAUUUUAUUAAUCUCAUAACCCUGCCAAAUCUGAUGACUUCAUUUUAAUGACUUCCCAGAAGGCAUUUCCCCUCCUACCUUUUAUUUUAUUCUAUUAUUAGACUAACACACUAGAUAAAGAAACUUUAACUGCAAAAAGUCAGUGAUUUUUAGUGCUCCCUGGUAAAUAAUGUUAAUGACAAAAGUAAAUUCUUUCAUUGUUUUUUUUCCUGUGUUACUAUCUCUUCUCCUGUGCUCUUGACAGUGUGUUUAGUGGAUGGAUAAUACGUAUUUCUCUUUCCCACUCCCAGAUUCCAAAUUCCCUGCCUUUUUUGGCCCACCUCACCACAAAAGCUCCAUAGUUUAUUAAUGUAAGUUUGAAUGGAUGCUUCUUUGGGGAAACUGCAGAAGUUAAUGAAAAUGUUUCAGAAAGGAAUGAGAAUGUCUCUGGAGUUGUUCUGUGAUGGAAUUUGGUCUGUUGUUCUGUUAAUGCUGAUGGAAAGAAACUUACAGCGCUUAAUAAAAGUUUAUUCUUUUAGUAAAAAAAUGUGAAAUAA